Messenger RNA from Enhydra lutris kenyoni (northern sea otter), 1731 nucleotides. It is a transcript of the gene TRMU, whose product is annotated as tRNA 5-methylaminomethyl-2-thiouridylate methyltransferase. Lineage: Eukaryota; Metazoa; Chordata; Mammalia; Carnivora; Mustelidae. Gene Ontology annotation, cellular component: mitochondrion. The record is from RefSeq and is a predicted model, not a curated record. The transcript is spliced from 10 exons. Gene Ontology annotation, molecular function: sulfurtransferase activity. The coding region runs from base 41 to 1390 and encodes 449 amino acids. Gene Ontology annotation, biological process: tRNA wobble position uridine thiolation.
GAAGCGGUCGCGCAGGUUGCGGGAGGCUGUUGGUGACCUGAUGCAGGCGGCGCGGCACGUCGUGGUCGCCCUGUCCGGCGGGGUGGACAGCGCCGUGGCCGCGCUGCUGCUGAGGCGGAGAGGCUACCAAGUGACAGGGGUGUUCAUGAAGAACUGGGACUCACUGGAUGAACACGGAGUGUGCACUGCCGACAGGGACUGUGAAGAUGCUUACAGAGUUUGCCGGAUCCUUGACAUCCCUUUCCACCAAGUGUCCUAUGUGAAGGAGUACUGGAAUGAUGUGUUCAGUGACUUUUUAAGUGAAUAUGAAAAAGGAAGGACUCCGAAUCCUGACAUAGUCUGCAACAAACACAUCAAAUUCAGUUGUUUUUUCCAUUAUGCUGUGGAUAAUCUCGGAGCAGACGCAGUCGCCACGGGCCACUACGCCAGGACCUCACUGGAAGACGAGGAAGUCUUUCAGCAGAAGCACAUUAGAAGGCCAGAAGGGCUUUUCAGAAACCGCUUUGAAGUCAGGAAUGUGGUUAAACUUCUUCAAGCAGCUGACAGCUUUAAAGACCAGACCUUCUUUCUCAGCCAGGUUUCCCAAGAUGCCCUGAGGAGAACCCUCUUCCCUCUGGGGGGGCUAACGAAAGAUUUUGUCAAGAAAAUAGCUGCUGAGAAUAGACUCCAUCACGUGCUUCAGAAGAAGGAGAGCAUGGGCAUCUGUUUCGUCGGCAAAAGGAAUUUUGAAAAUUUCAUUCUUCAGGUGAGUGUUCUGAGGGGCGGAAGAGUGGAGGCACGUUUCUGCUCUGGGCCUGCAUCUGUGAGUAAGAACGUGCUUGUUUUUCAGUAUUUACAGCCCCGGCCUGGUAAAUUCAUUUCUAUAGAAGACAAUAAAGUUCUGGGAACACACAAAGGUUGGUUCCUGUAUACUUUGGGCCAGAGAGCCAAGAUAGGUGGCUUACGGGAGCCCUGGUAUGUGGUGGAGAAGGACGGCACCAAGGGCGAUGUGUUUGUGGCCCCGCGGACAGACCACCCGGCUCUGUACAGGGACCUGCUGCGGACCAACCGCGUGCACUGGAUCGCGGAGGAGCCCCCGGCAGCCCUGGUCCGGGACAAGAUGAUGGAGUGCCACUUCCGGUUCCGCCACCAGAUGGCGCUAGUGCCCUGUGUGCUGACCCUCAACCAAGACGGCACCGUGUGGGUGACAGCUGUGCGGGCCGUGCGGGCCCUGGCCCCGGGACAGUUUGCCGUCUUCUAUAAAGGGGAGGAGUGUCUGGGCAGCGGGAAAAUCCUGCGCUUGGGGCCAUCUGCCUACAUACUCCAGAAGGGCAAGAGCAAGUCCAGAGUGGCCGUCGAGGGCCCCAUCGACAGCCCCAGUGACGGCCCAGGGCUGGGCCCCGUGGUCUGAAGGAGGCUGAGUGGCUGCUGCGCGCCCGGGAGCAGGCCCAGAGGAGCGGAGCCCAGUGUGGAGCUGUCGGGGGGAGCGUGGCUGAGCCUGCUGCCCCGGUCCUAGCCAGGCUGGCCUCACAGUGCCGGGCGAGCCCCAGAAAGGCUUGUCCUGUCUUCCCCAAGUUGGUGCUCUGGCCAGAAGGACUUUCUGCCUAGUGGGUGGGUCCCAAGUACCCCAUGUAUAGAGUUGCUCUUCUGGGCCCCGGGGAAGGUCUCCACCCGCAAGCACACAGGUGGCCCGGCGAGGAGGCUGCAGGGAUGCGGGGACGGCACCCAAUAAAGCGUGUGUCUGGGACAGAG